Molecule: messenger RNA, 1856 nt
Organism: Engraulis encrasicolus (European anchovy)
Lineage: Eukaryota; Metazoa; Chordata; Actinopteri; Clupeiformes; Engraulidae
Product: annexin A11-like
Exons: 15
Coding region: 123-1766 (547 amino acids)
Biological process (GO): phagocytosis; cytokinetic process
Cellular component (GO): cytoplasm
Molecular function (GO): calcium ion binding; calcium-dependent phospholipid binding
Source: RefSeq, a predicted model, not a curated record
UGAUAACUUCACCUGUUGACAGAAGUCGAAGCCCCUUGGCUUGACUCGUGGUCAGAGGGAGUUUCUUUCGCAUCUAACGUGCGUCUCUCUCAGAUCCCCUUGCCUCCAGACGAAUCUCCACCAUGAGUUACCCUGGAUACCCACCCCAGCAAGGGUGCCCACAACCACCAACCCAGCAAGGGUACCCACAACCACCACCCCAGCAAGGGCCCUACCAGCAGGGGUCCUACCCACCACCACCCCAGCAAGGGCCUUACCAGCAGGGGCCCUACCCAUCACCACCCCAACAAGGCGGUUACCCAGCCCAACAAGGCCCAUACCUACAACCAACCCAACAAGGCCCAUACCCAGCACCCCAGCAAGGCCCAUACCCAGCACCCCAGCAAGGGCCCUACCCAACACCCCAACCAGGGGGCUACCCACCCCCACCCCAGCAAGGGCCAUAUCCACAACCACAUGGGGGCUACCCACCCCAGCAUGGUCCCUACCUACAACCACAACCAGGCACCUACCCACCCCAGGCUGGAGGCUAUCCUCCACAGCAAGGUGGCUACCCUGGCCAGCCUGGGAGUUAUCCUUCUCCACAGCCUCCACCUCACGGCAGAUACCCUCCACCUCCUGCUGGGGGCUACGCACCUCCCCCUGGACCUCAGCCACCUCCAGGUGGUUGGGGGCCACCAGGACAAGCAGCACCUCAACCACCAGCAGCUGGGCCCCCUCCCGCUCCACCUCAGCCUCAGCCUCAGCCGAUGCCAGAGUACAACAGUGCCCCCUCUGGCUCCUCUAUGCCAGUGGCACCACCCAUAGACAGAGGAUACCGAGGCUCCAUCAAGGAUUUCCCUGGAGCAGAUCCAUUGAAAGAUGUUGAAGUUCUGAGGACAGCCAUGAAGGGGUUUGGUACUGACGAGUGUGCCAUCAUCGAGCUUCUGGGAAGUCGCACUAGCAAGCAGAGGGUGCCACUGGUAGCAGGUUACAAAACCAGCUUUGGAAAAGACCUAAUUAAAGACCUGAAGGCUGAGAUCAGUGGAAACCUGGAGCUACUGGUACUGGCCAUGCUGAAACCCCAGGCCGAGUUGGAUGCAUUCGAGAUCCGAGAUGCCAUUAGGGGACUGACUACUGAUGAAGUCUGCCUGAUUGAGAUCCUUUCGUCUCGCACCAAUGCAGAGAUUCAGGAGAUUAACAAGAUCUUCAAAGCAGCAUUUGAGAUUCCCCUGGACAAAGCAAUUGAAAACGAAACCUCUGGACACUUCCGAAGGCUCCUCAUCUCCCUCGCUCAGGGUAACCGUGCCGAAAAAGACCAACCGGAUGAAUCAGAGGUUAAACUGGAUGCCCAGAAACUGUACGAGGCUGGGGAAGACAGGUUUGGAGCUGAUGAAUCCCAGUUCAAUGCCAUCCUGUGUGCCCGCAGCACUGCUCACCUGAAGGCCGUGUUUCAUGAGUAUCAGCAGAUGUGUGGGAUUCCAAUUGAGCAGAGUAUCUGCAAUGAGAUGUCUGGAAACCUGAGAGAGGGCAUGCUAGCAGUGGUGAAGUGCAUCAAGAAAAGUUCAGUUUUCUUUGCUGAGGGUCUGCACAAAGCUCUGGGGGGGGUGGGGACGAAGGACAACAUGCUGAUCCGCAUCAUGGUGACGCGCUCAGAGGUGGACAUGUUGGACAUCCGGCAGGAGUACAAGCGCCUCUAUGGGAAGUCCCUCUUCGAUGCCAUCUGCAGUAACACCUCAGGUGACUACAGGGCACUUCUCCUGAAGCUUUGUGGAGGGCAGGACUGAUGAGCACAGGGACGUCUGCCUGCUGAGACACCUGCUGCACCACGGAGCCAUGGGCCACGAGCCAUGAGCAGCACCAAUAAAGCAUUUUAA